CCCGUCAGCAGCGCGCAUUGGAGACAAAAAAAAAAGGCGCAGAUCACGGACAAAGGGAAUAUGUGAAUAUGUGAAUAUGGGUGCGCUGGAGAGGAUUCUGCUCAGCCGGGUAACACAAUGGAUGAGCCGCGUGUGUUUCAUUUACCGGGAGACCAAUUAGCCCACCUUAAUGAGGUGCUGGGAUGCAAGAUACUGCAAGCUAAAAAGGCGGAAGGCUGCGUUUAAUCCGUCUGCGGAUCCUACGAGCUUGCGAUGGCUGUGACGGGGAUAUGCCAGUGUAUAGGGAACAAUGUGCCUUUUUAUUUUGUGAUAUUUUCCUUAUUUUGUGGCCUUUCGUUCGGACAAUUGCGAUACUCGAUUUCGGAAGAACUAGAAAACGGGGCACAGGUCGGUGAUCUGGCGCAUGACUUGGGGUUGGAUAUCCGAAAGCUCGCCACUCGAAAAAUUAAGGUAACCUCCAACAGCGGUAAGCGCUACGUGAUUGUCAACCCCAAAAAUGGGAAACUACUUGUCAAUGAGAGGAUCGACAGGGAGGCGCUGUGCGAUCUAUCCAACACCUGUCUCAUUAAUCUGGAGGUGAUGGUCGAAAACCCCACUGAGGUGCACCACGUCGAGGUGGAGAUUGUGGACGCAAAUGACAAUGCGCCGCAGUUCCCCAGUGAGGAGUAUCAAGUGGAGAUCACGGAAUCUGCUUUACCGGGGUCUCGUUACCCGAUUGAAAACGCUCAGGACCCAGACAUCGGGUCCAACUCAGUCCGUAUGUAUCAGCUUAGCACAAACGACCAUUUCGCGCUGGUAUCGAACAAGCCCUCCCUAAACACAAAGCACAUCGAGCUGGUGCUCAAGAAGCCCGUUGAUCGUGAACAGACGCCUUACCACCAAUUAAUUCUAAGUGCUGUUGAUGGUGGGUCGCCAGAAAAAACAGGCACGGCCAAAAUCAAUAUCCGGGUCCUGGACUCAAAUGACAAUGUCCCCAUGUUCGACAGCUCAGUGUACAAGGUGAAACUGUUGGAAAAUUCGCCCAAAGACACCCUUGUGAUAAAACUGAAUGCGACGGAUCUGGAUGAGGGCACGAAUGGAGAGGUGUAUUACUCUUUCAGCAGCUACACUCCCGAGAGAGUGAGGCAGAUGUUCAGCAUGGACACCAACACGGGAGAAAUAAGGGUGAGGAGCAAUGUUGACUAUGAAGAGACCAACUCCUAUGAGAUGUACAUUCAGGCCAUGGACAAGGGCCCGGGGGCCGUGGCGGCACACUGCAAGGUAGUGGUAGAGGUGGUGGACGUGAACGACAACGUCCCGCAGAUAGUGCUCUCAUCUCUGUCCAGCCCUGUGAGGGAGGACGCCCGUGCAGACACAGUAGUGGCCCUCAUUAGCGUCACUGAUCGAGACUCGGGCGCCAACAAGCAGGUGAGCUUGGAGAUCCCAGCAGGCCUUCCUUUCAAGAUCAAGUCGUUCAGAAAUUACUACACUCUGGUUACCUCAGCCUUCCUGGACCGCGAGACCAUCGAUGCCUACAACGUCACUCUGAGUGCCACCGACGGAGGAAACCCUCCCCUUUCCUCCCAGAAGACCAUAAAGGUGGACGUGGCUGAUGUUAAUGACAACCCACCGCGAUUUGAACAGACCUCAUAUACCGUCUAUGUGACUGAGAACAAUGCCCCCGGGGCUUCUUUGUGUACUGUGAAAGCUCAAGACGCAGAUAUCAAAGAGAAUGCACGCAUCACCUACACAGUGCUCAACGACAACAACCAUGGCAUCCCUGUCACCUCGUAUGUGUCCGUGAAGGCCGACACAGGCGAGGCUUAUGCCCUGCGAGCCUUCGACUAUGAGUCACUGAGAGAGUUUCACUUCCAGGUCAAAGCCCAAGAUGGGGGCAUUCCUCCACUCAGCCGCGUUGCCACUGUCUACAUCUACAUAAUGGAUCAGAAUGACCACGCACCACUGAUAGUCAACCCUCCUGGCAACGGCACGCGCUCCUUGGAAACGGUACAAAAGAACGCAGAGCCCGGCGCCAUGGUGACCAAAGUAGUGGCGUACGACGCAGACGCUGGUCCAAAUGCCUGGCUGGUGUAUCUGCUGGAGACGGCCACCGACCUGGACUUGUUCAAGGUGCACGAGCACACCGGUGAGAUCAGGACCACUCGGAGGAUCCUGGAGGACAACUCCACCUCUUUUGCUCUAACCGUUUUGGUGAAGGACCAUGGGCAGCCCAGUCUCUCCUCCACCGCCACCAUCAACGUGGCUGUCAUGGAGGUGCCACCCAAAGUGGCCCCUGACCCCAAGAGGAUCAUCCGACCUCACAGCCCGCUGCUUUUCUCCAACGUGACCCUCUACCUGAUCGUGGCUUUGAGUGCUACCACCUUUGUUUUCCUGGUCACUGUGGUGGUGCUGGCCAUCGUCCGCUGCCAUGCCUACUGCACCCAACCCGGGUCCUGCUCCCCUUGCUGCGUGUCACAGAAGCCCCCUCCAGAUGGCGGGAGCAGCAGCGUGAGUGCCGGCGGGGGAGGUGGCGGCGCACCGGGGGCACAGCCUAAUAACAACGUGAUGCUUCGGAGAGACCUUAAAGUGGAGCCUCACUACAUCGAAGUGCGUGGGAACGGCUCCCUGACAAAGACGUACUGCUACAAGACCUGCCUGACCGCCACCUCUGGCAGUGACACGUUCAUGUUCUACAACACAGGACGUCCCAUCAGUGGCACCUGGGGCAGCGGUGCCGACCGCUUCUUCACGAGCGGAAGUGGAUUUGUACGCAGACUGAGUAUGCCCGAUGCCUCCAUGCAGCUCUGCCCAGAGCCGAAAGCCCCGAAUGCUGACUGGCGAUAUUCUGCAUCUUUGAGGACAGGGAUGCAGAGCUCGGUCCACAUGGAGGAAUCCUCUGUGAUGCAAGGAGCCCAGGGGAUGUUGGUCCAGAACUGGCCCACUGUGUCCAGCGCUGCAGAUGGAGACGGUGGUGAACUUUCACCCCCAGUGGGCGCUGGAGUCGACAGCAACAGCUGGCACUUCAGAUACGGCGCCGCCGGACAGGGCUACUGCCCUCCUCAGCCCCUGAAGCCCGGAGAGAUUCCCCCUGAAGCCUUCAUCAUCCCCGGAUCCCCAGCCAUCAUUUCCAUUCGCCAUGACGCCGGCCCUGUGGACGACAAGGGUGACUUCAUAAGCUUCGGCAAGAAGGAGGAGGCCAAGAAGAAGAAAAAGAAGAAGAAGGACAAGAAGGACAAGAAGGAUAAAGGAAAGGAUGACGGGGGGGAUGAUUAGAGGAGAAAGGGUGACUUGAAAACAGAGGUACCAACAAACUACCAUCCCAAUUACAGAGCCAGAAAAAAACAAAAGCCAAAUGCGUAUUGUAGAACCGGGGGAGCCUCCUUGCACCAUAUUUGCAUUGACAUUGUACAGUGGCCAAACCCUCAUUAGACGAGGCUUGGCUCUCCCGCACCAUGCAAACUUGCUAAAGAAAUGUUUCUCUCAUUCUUGGCUCAUUUGGCCCAUAACUUCCCAGCCUAUAAAAAGAAAAACAAAAGCUCCUAGUAGACAGACUUCAUUUAAACGUUGGACCAAAUUCAAACAGAAAAGGUUUUAUUGGAUACGAUUAGCUUUUCUGUGAUUUCUUGAACCCCCUUCCCCCCAGUUUGUAAUAUAAAAACAAAAACACCUGAGAAGGUGUACUAUUUGUAUCUGACCAUUGUCAGCUGAGGCUGCCUAUGUUGGCAUCUCUGUCUUUAUGCAGCCCCCCCCCCUUCUUUUGGCUCACCUCGCAGGUGAAGUGAAAGCCAAAUUCAAUAACAUGAAACAGAGGCUUUUGUCUUCAGUAUUACGGAGGCCUUGUAGAAAUUCAGAAAAUGUGGUCUUUUGUAAAAAAAAAAAUGAAUUAUAAAAAAUGAAAAAGUAACAGCAUACAGUAUAUUAUGUACCAUGAAAUUAGCACCUUUAAGAGAAAGAGGUGGCUGAGACGCACAGGACCACACUCGAAUAAAGAGCUCUGCUUCAGUGUAAUAUAGCACAUUAAUGAGGUUUCGGACCUGGACUGGGUUGCACCAACUAUGCGCAAGUUUGUUCCCAGGUUAGUGUAUAAAGUAGGGGCUUCAUAACUGCUAGUUAAUUUGCAAUUAGCAAGUUACUAAACUCGACUGUAACAUGGGUGGCAAUGGAGGAGUUCUACGGCUGUAACUAGUUCUAACAUUAAGAUUUCAGAUGAGUAGCCAAUUAGUAAAAGCAUUGACCACAUGGAUUUGUAGUUGACCAGAUUGGCACAACAAUUACAAUUGGUAAACAGAAUCCAUAUUUGACUCCUAAAGGACAAUACUAGUUUUUGCAUGUUUAAGUUCAUUCUCAACAAAUCUACAACAGCUACUUUACGUCACUGCUAAUAUUUUCCAAAGCAGAUCAUUGUGUGAUUGGAGGCAGCUGUCGUUAGCACAAAAAAUAAAUUAGCCAAGGCUUUUUCACGUUAAGAAAUCCAUCAAAGUGAACACAGAGUCUGGUUUUAUUGUGGUUUAAAUUACACUUUUAUCACACGAUAAUGUAGCUUAAGGGAAGGUUUACUUGAAAACCAUGCUGCAAUAUCACAGUUACACAGAAGUGAUGAAUUAUGUAGGUCAACCAAGUCUCAGAAUGUUGCCAGAUUCUGCUUCAAAGAAGACACACAUUCGAAAAUGGUGAUCUGUAAUUUGUAGAAAAUGGGCAGAAACAUCCCAAAUAAGUUAUAUAGUCCUUUAGGUUGCAAAAUGGCAUGGAAUUACAAAAAAAAAAACCUGUGUGUACAAGAAAAAUAAUCCUGCUUUUUUGUUAGUGAGUGCAACUGUGUAACUUUGUAUCAUUUGCACCUGCUUUAUUGCUUGCUUAACUAUUUAGUUGUUACUUAAGGUUACAUUGUAACAGAUUUUUUGUGGUGCUACCGCUUGUGUUUUAGCAAUGCGUGAAAUCGGGAUCAGUGGCUGCUUGGGAUAGAGCUAGGGAACCUACAUGCAGCUGAUGCAACCGGCCCCUGACCUUGCCUCUUCUCUUGGGACACGGCACAGAUCAAAGGGGUCUUAAUCCCACUGUGUAUCAGCACACCAAGUCUGACACACGCAUUCUUGUACACAAAAACUGACUCUCUCUUCCUCUUACACACACAGAGACAUACACAACAUGCCAACACACAAAGAUAUACUAAAACAAACACACCCCCUUUGUAUAGGCCGAAUCAAGGACGGAACUAUAGGCCGGUGCUGUCCUUAAUAUGGGAGUGUAUUAUAUGUCUGGGACGCAGGAACGUUGCUUGUUGCUUCAUUUCUGUUAAAGCCUGAUCCCUCUACUUCUGUCUUUGAAUGUUAAGUAGUUGUUCUUCAAGCCCUACACCACUGCCUCGACCGCUUCAGUGCUUGUAGGAUUCGCUUGCCCGCUGCCUGUUUUCCUCCCUCUACCCCCAUUUGCUUCAGAUCUACAUGGUCGGACAGCGUCUUUCAAGUCACUCUCCUGCGAUUAACUGUGCCGUCUUAACACGGUGACAUUUGUGUAUUUGCAUAUUUACGGAGAAAAUACACACAGACAUGCACAUACUAAACACAACACGCACACAUCUUUUGUUUCGGGUUUGCUUCAGCCAGAGCGUCUCCUCUGAUUGCCCAUUGUCGACAGCUCUGCCAUCUCUUGCGUGUUGCGCUGUAAGGACCUCUGACAAGUUAGCAAAAUCUGAGCUCGUGCUGUAGUGGAGAAAAUGAGACAAGAUGGAGAGGCAAAAGAAGAGUCAUUGUAGUAUAUUGUGCAGCUUCAACGUAGAAGAUGAAGAACAGCAGAGUUGGGUAGGUCAGUAGUCUUUUUGCAAUUUUGAGGUAUUGCAGUUUUUCCUGUGUCAGCCAUUAGUGGCCACUGAUCAACUUGGGUUGGCUAGAACCACUUACAAAAUAAGUAAAGGGUCAUUAAGCAGCGGGGAAAGGAGGUUGAUUUGUGGUUGACUUGGAGGGGGGGGGCGAAUAAGUCAAUAAUUACAGUUUGCAACACCUUAAAAUUAGACUUUUUGGGCUAAAUUGUUGCACAAAAACAUCAGAAAUAAUGCUUCUGGGACAUGCUGUAAGGGAAACAUGUACAUGUCGCAGUGACCCAAGUGUGAACUGUGCGAAAUUAUCAGCUGUAUAUGGCCUUGACCUUGUGAAGCCCAGGUGUAGCAUGGUAGAGAAAGGGUAUCUUGAGCAAUAGAUAUUGGAACGGAAUCAACAUGAUGAAAAGUCAUAAAGUGUCACCUCAAUCUUCCUUUUUUUUAGCCAGAACAUCCUCUUACCAGCCACAGUAGGGUUAUGUAGGUGCUGCCAUCAGGCUCGAUCCCUCCCAUGAACACGUGUCUUUCCCCCCAGCCCCCGUCCUUCAGGUGUACUUCUGUGCUGUCAGAUCACCAAGUGGCUGUUUGCAUGUUAUAAGCAAAGGAAACAGAUACUAUAUAGAUACUAUAUAUACAUAGAUAUGUUUUCCACUGAGAAACGCGUAUCGGAUUACAUAUACAUCUGAUACACGCUCUCAAAGACAAUACACACACAUUGGAAGUUCCACAGUCAUUCUCACACUCAUACAUACAUAAAUACAUACAUAUACGCUAUUGCGAACAGUAAUUUGUGGAAGAACCUAAAAGAAUCAAAUUUUUUAUCCUGUUGAAAUCUUCUAGAUAUACAUAAUGCUAUUGUGUUAUGAGAUGCUUUUUUUUCUGUUUGUACCCUUAUGAUUUUUAUAGAUAAGAAAAUCAAUCCUAAAGUUGUGUUUAUCUUUGAAAUGAUGAUCAAACAAACACUAUUGUGAAAUCAAAUCAUUUACUCACCCUCCAUAUCUAUCCCUUGAAAAAAAAAAGCGGAAAAAUAAAGAAAAAAAAUUAAAAAUAGAUAAAAUGGUAUAAAAAAUAAAAUUAGGUUGAUGUAUUCUCUGCUUGUGUAUAGUGAAUGUUCCUCAGUUGCUGGGCGUGGCAGCGAGAGGCACACACCAGUCGACUGUGACAGUGCAGAUCUGUUAAUAACUUUUUUGUACACCUGCUUAUCAUUGUAAAGGUGAUAAUAGUGAUUCUUAUGAUUUCAUCAAUCUGGUAAUGUGUUUUGUUAAUAAGUCACAAAUAAAGUUUUUCUUAAAUAUCUUAAUAUCUGAGCUGUGUUUGGACUUGAUUUUAACUAACAGUGCUGUUAAUACUAAUGAGAGAAGAGCUUCUUCUUUGUU
This is a messenger RNA of Anoplopoma fimbria (sablefish), 7167 nucleotides long. Its product is annotated as protocadherin alpha-C2-like. Bases 253 to 3252 code for a protein of 999 amino acids. The record is from RefSeq and is a predicted model, not a curated record. The transcript is spliced from 4 exons. Gene Ontology annotation, biological process: homophilic cell-cell adhesion. Gene Ontology annotation, cellular component: plasma membrane. NCBI's taxonomy places the organism in Eukaryota, Metazoa, Chordata, Actinopteri, Perciformes, Anoplopomatidae. Gene Ontology annotation, molecular function: calcium ion binding.